AUGUCUAUAAAUGCUGAACACUUUUCUCCCCUCAUAAAUAUAAAAAAAUUUUUAGAAUUAAAACCUUCUUCGCACUACCAAUACUUUCAUUCUUGUACAGAUAUGGCUAAAUCACAAGCUGUUGGCAUUGAUUUGGGUACAACCUACUCCUGUGUUGGAGUCUUUCAACACGGAAAAGUGGAAAUUAUUGCCAAUGACCAAGGAAACAGAACCACCCCGAGUUAUGUUGCCUUUACAGACACUGAACGUCUUAUCGGAGAUGCUGCAAAAAAUCAAGUGGCUAUGAACCCAGAAAAUACUAUAUUUGAUGCUAAAAGAUUGAUUGGACGCAAAUUUGAUGAUCCUGCUUGUCAAUCUGACAUGAAGUAUUGGCCCUUUAAGGUGAUCAAUGACAAUAGCAAACCAAAGCUGAGAGUCCUGUUUAAAGGAGAAUCAAAAACCUUCUAUCCAGAAGAAAUCUCUUCUAUGGUUCUUACAAAAAUGAAGGAAACUGCUGAAGCAUAUUUAGGAAAGAGUGUGGCAAAUGCUGUUGUCACAGUUCCUGCCUAUUUUAACGACUCUCAGAGACAAGCUACAAAGGAUGCUGGAACUAUUGCUGGUUUAAAUGUUCUUCGUAUUAUUAAUGAACCCACAGCUGCAGCUAUUGCGUAUGGUUUGGACAAGAAAGUUGGUGGCGAAAGAAAUGUUCUAAUUUUUGAUCUUGGUGGUGGUACUUUUGAUGUAUCCAUCUUGACGAUUGAGGAUGGAAUAUUUGAAGUGAAGUCUACUGCUGGAGAUACUCAUCUUGGUGGUGAAGAUUUUGAUAAUAGAAUGGUCAAUCACUUCAUUCAAGAGUUUUCCCGUAAACAUAAAAAAGAUCUCUCUCAAAACAAACGUGCUUCCCGAAGAUUGAGAACUGCAUGUGAGCGAGCAAAGAGAACCCUGUCAUCCAGCACUCAGGCCAGCAUUGAGAUUGAUUCCUUGUUUGAAGGAAUUGAUUUCUAUACCAACAUCACCCGAGCUCGGUUUGAAGAAUUAAAUGCAGACCUCUUCAGAGGUACUUUGGAGCCAGUUGAGAAGGCUCUCAGAGAUGCAAAACUGGACAAAUCUGCCAUCAAUGAUAUUGUCCUUGUUGGUGGAUCCACUAGGAUUCCCAAAAUCCAGAAACUCUUGCAAGAUUUUUUCAAUGGAAAAGAAUUGAAUAAAAGCAUCAAUCCAGAUGAAGCUGUUGCCUAUGGAGCUGCUGUUCAGGCUGCUAUUCUAUCUGGUGACAAAGACAAGGAGGUCCAAGACCUUCUCCUCUUGGAUGUUGCUCCUCUUUCCAUGGGUAUUGAAACUGCUGGUGGUGUCAUGACUCCUUUGAUUAAAAGAAACACAACCAUUCCUACCAAGCAAACCCAAACCUUCACUACUUACUCUGAUAACCAACCCGGUGUAUUGAUUCAAGUGUUUGAGGGAGAACGAGCAAUGACGAAAGACAACAAUUUGCUUGGCAAAUUUGAGCUCACUGGCCUUCCUCCUGCACCCCGAGGUGUUCCACAGAUUGAAGUCACAUUUGACAUUGAUGCCAAUGGUAUCCUCAAUGUAUCUGCUGCUGAUAAAAGCACUGGAAAAGAAAAUAAAAUCACCAUUACAAAUGAUAAAGGUCGUCUCAGCAAGGAGGAAAUUGAGAAAAUGGUUAAUGAUGCAGAGAAAUACCGUCAAGAAGAUGAGAAACAGCGGGAAUGCAUCAGUGCAAAGAAUUCUCUUGAGAGCUAUGCUUUCAAUAUGAAGUCAACUGUGGAAGACGAUAAAGUAAAAGAUAAGAUUAGUGAAUCUGAUAAGAAAAAGAUUGUUGACAAGUGUCAGGAGGUGAUUACUUGGCUGGACCAAAACCAGUUGGCAGAGAAAGAUGAAUUUGAAGCAAAACAAAAAGAACUUGAGGGUGUAUGCAACCCAAUUAUUACUAACCUCUAUCAAGCAGCUGGUGGUAUGCCAGGCGGUAUGCCUGGUGGCAUGCCAAACUUUGCUGGGGGUGCUCCAGGGGGUGGUGCUUCUACUGGUGGCAGCAGUGGACCAACAAUUGAGGAAGUUGAUUAA
Molecule: messenger RNA, 2058 nt
Organism: Acanthosepion pharaonis
Lineage: Eukaryota; Metazoa; Mollusca; Cephalopoda; Sepiida; Sepiidae
Source: the annotation of a GenBank genome assembly